UCUUGUCCUCACUCACUACCUGAUGGGUCAACCCGGGGUCUCGGUCUCCCCUGAAGAGCAUGUCGUCAUGGAGACAGAGCGUCCUCAGCUGUCUCUGAAACGCCUUGGCAGCCGGUCCAAACCCGCCGUUCACCUGGAAGGGCACUACCAGGCCGGGGCCAAGGGGGGGCAGGUGGAGUGGCUCCGGGACCAGGGUCAGGCCUUCCUCCAGGGGGGCUUCCAGGUGAAGGAGAACCAGAUCCUGAUCCCCCGGAGCGGCCUCUACUUCGUCUACAGCCAGGCGUCCUUCCGGAUCGCCUGCGAGGACGGGGAGCAGGCGCGCGUCACCCCGCUCAGCCACCGCGUGUGGCGCUACUCGGACUCCGUGGGGGGCCCGUCCACGCUGAUGAGCGCCGUGCGGUCGGCGUGCCAACGGCCCGCGAUCCGCGGCGAGGGGUGGUACAACACCAUCUACCUGGGCGCCGCCUUCCAGCUGCACAAGGGGGACAGGCUGUGGACGGAGACCAACCAGCCGGAGCAACUGGAGUACGAGGGAGGGAAGACCUUCUUUGGAGUGUUUUCCCUGUGACGCCGCCGCGGUAACGCUAGCGGCUCUGUAGCUUAAAACUGCCAUUUGAAACUUGUUUUGUGGCUUUAAACGUGUUCUGUAGCUUUAAAUGUGUUUUGUUGCUUUUGAACGUGUUUUAAGCGGGGUUCUGUAGUUAUAAAUGUGUUUCUGUAGUUUUAAAUGUGCCCUGUAGUUUCAAAUGUGUUCCGCAGAUUUAAAUGUGUUCUGUUGCUUUAAAUGUCUUCUGUAGCUUUGAACUUGUUCCGUAUGUUUAAAUGUGUUCUGUAUCUUUAAAUGUGUUCUGUAGCUUUGAACUUGUUCUGUAGGUUUAAAUGUGUUCUGUAUCUUUAUAUGUGUUCUGUAUCUUUAAAUGUGGUCUGUAGCUUUGAACGUGUUCCGUAGGUUUAAGCAUAUUCUGUAGCUUUGAAUGUGAUCCAUGUCAUUCCUAUUUGAUAUCUCAGUAGAGAUGGACUGCUUCAACAGACCAUGGCUGAGUAUCUCUCGAACUGCAACAGUUUGCAAUUAUACUGCUUUUCAAGAUUGUACAAAGUACAGAAUGACUCUCUCUAAUACUACUACGAGUACUUACUUCAGAGCUAACAAUCAUUUCGAUAUCUAUUUGUAUUUAUUUGUAUUUAUUAAUGUACAUAUUACACAUAUUAGCUGUAAA
Messenger RNA from Gadus chalcogrammus (walleye pollock), 1217 nucleotides. RefSeq names its product tumor necrosis factor b (TNF superfamily, member 2) (gene tnfb). Gene Ontology annotation, biological process: immune response. NCBI's taxonomy places the organism in Eukaryota, Metazoa, Chordata, Actinopteri, Gadiformes, Gadidae. The record is from RefSeq and is a predicted model, not a curated record. Gene Ontology annotation, molecular function: tumor necrosis factor receptor binding. The transcript is spliced from 3 exons. Gene Ontology annotation, cellular component: membrane. Bases 23 to 568 code for a protein of 181 amino acids.